CAGAUUAGCGACAGGAUUUGGAUCAGCUCACUGUCUGUCUGACUCCCAGGGGGCGGGGCCUCCCCUUCUCAGGCCACGCCCCCUGACCUGCGUUUUGGUCUGCCUGUCUUUGUGAGGAGCAGCGGUUUAUGAGGGUUUGUGAGAACAUUUGUUGGACUUGAAGGUUUUCAGUGCACGUGCGUGUGCGUUUCUGUUUGCGUGUGUGUGUGUGUGUGUGUGUGUGUGUGUGUGUGUGCGUGCGUGUGCGUGCGUGUGCGUGCGUGUGUGUGCGUGUAUGUGUGCGUGUGCGUGUGUGAUUAGCGUGGAUUAGCUGCUGGCAGUCAGCAGUCACAGUUGGAGUCGAACAGCAGACGGCCGGCAGCUCUGAGAUGUGGCGAGCUGGAGUCCGUCGGUGACAUCAUCAGCAGGUGACACCCUUCCCAUGGUGCCCUGCAGCCUCGGGGGUCGCCAUGGGAGACGAAUCUUACCCAGAAUGCCGAGCUCAGGAGCUGUUCGAUGAGUUUGUGUCGGCAGCGACCUGCAGGGCGGCGCUGCGCUCCUUCGGCCAGCUGUGCGAACAUCUGCAGCUGAACCGGAGCGCCGCCGAGAGGCCGCUGUACCGACCAAUCAAACGGCACCUUAAUUACUGGAGGGCCAACGCUCUGUGGGCCAAACUGGACCGGAGGGCGGCUCAGAUGGAAUACCUGAGGGCCCGGGCCUGCAGCAACAUGACGUGUGUGAUCAUCGGUGCUGGGCCUUGUGGUCUCAGGACGGCGGUGGAACUCAGCUUUAUGGGAGCUCGAGUGGUUCUGCUGGAGAAGAGGGAUUCGUUCUCCAGGAACAACGUUCUCCACCUGUGGCCCUUCACCAUCCACGACCUGCGGGGCCUCGGUGCCAAAAAGUUCUAUGGGAAGUUCUGCGCUGGCUCCAUCGACCACAUCAGUAUCCGACAGCUGCAGCUGGUGCUGCUGAAGGUCGCCUUGCUGCUGGGAGUCCAAGUUCACGUCAACGUGGAGUUCAGGAACCUGGUGGAACCGCCGGAGAACCAACACCGACACACUCUGUUGCAGUGUUCACCUGUGGUUCUACCUGCAGAGGUGGGCUGGAGGAUGGAGGUGAGUCCGAAGUCUCAUCCCGUCAGUCAGCUGGAGUUUGACGUUAUUAUCGGAGCAGAUGGACGCAGAAACACACUGCCAGGUUUCAGGCGUAAGGAGUUCAGGGGGAAGUUGGCCAUCGCCAUCACCGCCAACUUUAAAAACAGGAACACCACAGCUGAGGCCAAAGUGGAGGAGAUCAGCGGAGUCGCCUUCAUCUUCAACCAGAGGUUCUUCCAGGAGCUGCGACAAGAAACCGGGAUCGACCUGGAGAACAUCGUCUACUACAAAGACGACACGCACUACUUCGUCAUGACGGCGAAGAAACAGAGUCUGCUGGACAAAGGAGUCAUUCUACAGGACUUCGCAGAUACCGAGCAGCUCCUCUCUCGGGGGAACGUGGACCAGAAUGCAUUGCAGGUGUACGCCCGUGAGGCGGCGGACUUCUCCACCAAUCAGCAGCUGCCGUGUUUGGACUUUGCCAUGAAUCACUACGGCCAGCCGGACGUCGCCAUGUUCGACUUCACCUGCAUAUACGCAUCAGAGAACGCCGCCAUGAUCCGCCAGCGCCACGGACACCAGCUGCUGGUCACACUGGUGGGAGACAGUCUGCUGGAGCCCUUCUGGCCAAUGGGAACAGGUGUAGCUCGAGGUUUUCUGGCAGCUCUGGAUUCAGCCUGGAUGAUCAGAAGUUGGGCUCAAGGUGGAGCUCCGCUGGAUGUCCUGGCUGAGAGAGAGAGUUUGUACCGUCUCCUCCCUCAGACGACUCCAGAGAACAUGCAGAAGAACAUUGGUCUGUUCUCUUUAGAUCCAGCAACGAGAUACCUGAACAUCAGCCCUCUGACUGUCACACCUGCACAGGUGAGACACCUGGUGGACACCGGGGAGGGGACGGGGCUAAACCCUGACUGCAGUGGCAUCCUCCGCCUGCCCUCCCCCCGACUCUUCAGACAAGAGUCCUUCUCUCAGUCCAAUCAGCUGCUAACUUGGUGUCAGGAACAGACUCGUGGUUACCGUGGCGUCGACAUCAGCGACCUGGCUACUUCCUGGAAGAGUGGCCUCGCCCUGUGUGCUCUGAUCCACCGAUACCGACCCGAUCUGAUAGACUUCGACUCUCUGGAUGAGUCAUCGGUGGAAGAAAACACUCGACUUGGCUUCGAUGUGGCCGAGCAGGAGUUUGGGAUUUCUCCUCUGAUGACGGUGGAGGAGAUGUCAUCUGUCAGAGAACCGGAUUCUCUGUCGAUGGUGAUGUACCUAAGCCAGUUCUACCAGCUGCUCAAAGACUCGACGCGACCUUCUGGCUGCCUGACUCAGAGCUCUGACCUGAGAUCAGCCCUCAUCUCUCCGGCCUUCCUCCUCAGCAGACUGGCAACCAGUCCGUCCAGGAAGAGGAACCCUAAGGAGCACAGCGACGCUCUGGGCAAGAGGAGGAAGACCAGUCAGCCGGGUCGAGAGCUGCAGGAGUCAUGUGACCUGAACAGACUCGUCGACGGCCAGCUGUGCGAGGAGGCAUUUGUGGGCGGAGCCGGUCGGUCCAGAGUCCGUCUGAUGGCCAAUCAGCUGCAAGCAAAGCUGGACGAAGGUUCUUCUACCUGCAGAACGUCUUCUUCUUCUCACGCUGCGGCUCUGCGUCGGCAGGAGGAGCUGCUGUCCAGUGUUCCUCCGUCCUCAGAGUCCUCAGACACUCCACCAGCAGCAUCUCCACCUCCAACGGUGUCAUGGAGACCGAAAAAACGAACCUUCCUACAGGAGCAGAUGAGUUUUCGGUUCAAAGAAAAGAUCAAGUCUCAGGGCGUCCUGGGCGGUGACCAGCAGUGUCUUCGCAUGUACACUGGUGGAGUGAGCUCAUUGGCUGAGCAGAUAGCCAGUGGUAUUCAGGAGGAAGCUGGCACGGGUUCCGGCAGCAGCGAUGUCUGUUUCUUCUGUCAGCAGAGGGUUUACGUGAUGGAGCGUCUGAGCGCCGAGGGUUUGUUUUUCCAUCGCAGCUGCUUCCGAUGCGACUCCUGCAGCAGUUUACUGCGACCGGCUUCCUACAGCUACAACCAGAACAGCGGGAGGUUCUUCUGUCUGCAGCCUUCUGAGUGUCGACUCAACGCUCCAGCUGUGAGGAAAAGACCGACUCCAUCUGACAGAACCGCUUCACAUCGAGCCUCAAUAGUGUCCGUGGCUCCGUCUCUCUCCGACUCUCUGGCUUCUGACAGGCGGUCCUCAGCGGCUUCUGUGAUGGCGGCGAUGCCGGAGAGGAUCGAGCUGGAAAACUACCCACGGAGCUCGAAGACGGAGCUGCAGGAGGAACCGGAGGAGGUUCCAGAGGAGAUCCUGAACCACUUCAACCUAAGCAUGGACGAGGAACCUCACCAGAAGAAAGAACCUCGACGCAAAACACACCUGAGCUCGGAGUCAGAGGAGGAGGAGGACAAGGCAGAACGUCAGGAGACUUCGGAGGAAGCCGGAGCUUUGUGGAGAGAAACUCUGCAGCUGAAUGAAGACGAAGAGGACGGAGAGGACGGAGGAGGCAGCCAGAUGGAGUCCAGUGAUGAAGGGGAGUACAGCCCCUUGGACAUGGAGCGACUUUCAGGCCUCUGGAUGCUGGUGGAGGAUUCAGAUGAGGAACCUUCUCCGAGCCCGGACACACCUGUUGGCUCCGCCUCCAGUCCUCUGCCCUCCACGCCCCCCUCCAUGACUCUGCUUUUCGGAGCCACGCCCUCCACCGCCUCAUUCGUCACCACGUCAGACUCCGUCCCCGACGACGAGGCCGCCACGGCUCCGCUCACGCCUGCCGUCGUCGUGGAAACGGCCGCUCUGACACCUGCCGCUGGAGGGCGUGGCUCCUUUGAUGACAUCACCCCCGAGCUGCCACAGAAGAAGCCUCUCCUCCUGAGAGACAGGGAAGCAGGGUCAGAUGACGAGGGGGUGGAGUCAGAGGAGGAGGCGGAAUCAGAGGGGCUGAGGAGGAAGAGGCACAAAGGAGCUGGGAGCCUCGCCCCUCACCUCCUCCUCCCCCCGCUGCACACUGGGGGUGGGGCUCUCUUCCUCCAGCUGAAGGGGCUUGCAGAGGCUCCACCCCCCAGACAGGUGGGGGAGGGAGGAGGCAGAGCCAGAGCCCUGUUGAAGGCGGUGUUUUCUGGAAAAGAGCCGAAGAAGAAAAGGAGCGGGACUUUACCUGGAGAGAGAGCGAGGAGGGAAACGACCAAUCAGAGGAGGCUGCCAGAUGUCAGAGGGGAGGAGUCUGAUCUGGAUUCCACGACGGUGCUGCAGAGAUUCUCGCUGGAACCCUGGAACAACUUGCAGUUGGAGCUGUUGGAUGUCACAACGGAAAUCCAGAGAAUCACAAUAAAGGAGGAGGAGGAGAACCAGGAGCCGGCAUACGUUCCUCAUGCUCUGGCUUUCAGACGAUCGUACGCCAUCAAGAGACACAGUCUGAGGGACAGAGUUCCCUUCCAGGACUCUGAUGGACGGUCGUCCUGUCCCACCGAGGUGGUGGGCGUCCUGACUCAGCCCAAAGAGGCGUCCAGCCUGAGCGUGAAGGAGACCAUGUUCCUGAAGAAGCACGAGGAUGAAGACGAAGACCUGGAUACCAAAAUCACUCGACGGGUUCAGAGAGCUGCGAGACGACAGGCCAAACAGGAACAGCUGAAGCGACUCCACAAGGCUCAGAUGAUCCAGAGGCAGCUGCAGCAGGUGGAGGAGAAGCAAAGAGAGCUGGAGGAGAGAGGAGUGAUGGUGGAGAAAGCUCUGAGAGGAGAAGCAGAUUACUGGGAAGACUCCACCAACAGUCCAGACGUGGAGCUCCACCUGGGAGGUCUGGGUAAACUGGAGAACCCGGCUCUGAUGCAGCAGUGGUUCCAGCUGGUCCAGCAGAAGAACGCUCUGGUUCGAUACGAGUCCGAACUCGUGAUAUUUGCUCGAGAGUUGGAGCUGGAGGACAGACAGAGUCGACUGCAGCAGGAGCUCAGAGAGAGGAUGGCAGUGGACGACCACCUGAAGGGGGCGGGGCAGCUGGCUGAGGAGCGUCUGAUCCUGGAGGAGAUGCUGGAGGUGGUGGAGCGUAGAGACUCUCUGGUGUCUCUGCUGGAGGAGCAGCGUCUUCAGGAGCGUCAGGAGGACCUGUACCUGCAGCAGGUGAUGUCAGCUGGAGGGCUGGGACUCACCUGGACCUGACUCACCUGGAUCUACCAGGCCAGCAGAAAGUUGAUGGGGAAACUCAGCAGACUUCUGAUGGACGAUCCGACUGAAGCAGGAAGAGGAACCAUGAAAGCUCCUGCAGAAUGAAGUCUGCAGCCUCUCAUGUUGUUAACAGAACCUGAACUAGAACUCAACGAUACAGUUGGAGAACCUGAUUUACCACAGUGCUUCAUUUCUAAGGUCAUGUUCUAACACAUUUCACCUUUAUUAAAAAGCUGUCUGGAUGUUCCACUUACUGUUGAUUAAGAACAACAGAGAACUUUAUUACUGGUUAAUCUGACGGGUUCUUGUUCUAACAAAGCUCCCUCUGGGUUCUUUUAGAGUCUUACAGGAACGUUCCCACAUUACAAGUUCUAAUCCUGUUUUAAAGUUUGAUCUAACGGUUAUAGAACGUUUCAGUGAUAUUUAUCAUUUCCAAUAAUGAUCUUGUGAAAUUAAAUGAUUUCGCAUCAACGUUCAAAGGAUGUUUUUAGGGCUACAGAACAUGUUCUAUGAUAACAAAGGAAGAACAUUCUCAAACAUUCAAAAAAUGUUUUUCAGAUGUUAUUGAGGCCUCCCAAAGUAAGGACUUUCUCAAACCAACAUUCAAAAAGCGUUUUCCUAAUGUUAUCAAAGACUCAGAUGACAGAGCAUUGUUAAGAGAACCCAUUAUAGAACAUUUUUCUGUAAAACAUUCUUACAAGGGGGUACCGUUCUCAAAUGACAUUUGGAAAAUAUUCUCCAGAUGUCAUUGAGGUCUCCAAUGUUCUUCAGAUGUCUUCUUUGAAAACAUUCACACAACGUUCCACGGUGAUGGCAAAUGGAGAACAUUCUCAGAUCAAAUUUUAGAGCACAAAGACCAAACAAUGCCUUUAGUUAUUCUACCUUUAAGGAUAACGUUCUGGGAGCCAAACGAACUCCAGGUUCUGGUUCCUACCAGUGAGUUUAUGUCAACAUUUCGUCUGAACUUCUACAAAUGGAACCUUGUCUGGUCAGACCUUCCUCACAUCAGAUUCUACUGAUGCUAGAGCCUCAGCAGUUGGACAAAUGUGGACCAAAGACUGGAUUUUAGUAGAAACAUGGAUCCAUCCAUAGAUAACACUGACAGGAACUUUAUGGAGACACUAGAACAGUCUAUAUUGGAGAUUUGUACGAUUCUUUCCAUUUUCAAGGUCGUUUUGAACAGAUUUUGAGUCAUUCUGAACAGGGUUAGUGUCUUUCUAAGAAAACUGUGAGUAUUUUGGACAAUUUUUGCGCCACUUUAGACAUUUUUCGAGAUUUGUUGAUUGUUCGAGUGAUUUUUCACUUUAUCCCAUUUUCAAGGUCCAAUAAUUAUUCAUUAUUGUCAUUUUGUCAGUUUCAAGUCUAAAGGACAAAAAACUGGAACCUUGUCUGGUCAAACCUUCCUCACAUCAGAUUCUACUGAUCUUAGAGCCUCAACAGUUGGAGAAAUGUGGACCAAAGACUGUAUUUUAGUAGAAACAUGGAUCCAUCCAUAGAUAAACACUAACAGGAACUUUAUGAGGAUGCUAGACCACCAACGCUUGAACAUUUUGCACUUUCUUUCAUUUUCAAGGGCCACUGUUUAUUCAUUGUUGUCAUUUCAGUCAGGUUUCAAGACUAAAGGACCAAAAAAUUAUGACUUUACCUUGCCAUAUAUAUUUAUAUUUACAUUUUCUGGGGCAAAUAAUUAUUCAUUAUUGGAUUUUAGUCCAUUUUAAAGACAUUUGGCCAAAUUUUCUGUUAAUUUGGACAAAUUUUGAGUCAUUUUGGACAUAUUUCAGAUCAAGAAAAAAUAAAAAAAAAAACUGAAAAAUGUUAUCCAUUUUAAAAGCCUAAUAAUUAUUUGUUAUUGUCAUUUUGGAUAAUUUUGAGUCACUUUAGACAAUUUUUAUCUCAUUUUUGGUCAAAUUUUGAGUUAUUUUGAACAAUUUAAAUAAUUUUGGACAAAUUUCAAGUGUAAAGGACAAAAAAAUGGAACCUUGUCUGGUCAAACUUUAACCCAUCAGAUUCUACUGAUGUUAGAGCCUCAACAGGUGGAGAAAUGUGGACCAAAGACUGGAUUUUAGUAGAAACAUGGAUCCAUCCACAAAUAUACAAGAAAUGUUGCAUAUGGGGAACACUGGUUUUGGAGGUUUGGUUCUGCCAGAGGGAGCUUUGGAGCCUCUGGAUCUUCAUACAGAGUUCAGUUGUGGAGAACCGAUAACAGACUGAUCUGUUCUUCUCUUUGAUCGGUUGAGUUUCUACAGUCCACUAACUCUGGUUCCUUUAAUGUUCUGCACUGAUCAGCUGAUGUUCUCUGAACCUUUUGUAGCGCCGUUCUCACCUCCUGCCUGUUCUUGCCUUCAAGGUCUCUGACCAAACACUCACUCAAUAAAGAGAUUUUUUCGCA
Molecule: messenger RNA, 7629 nt
Organism: Amphiprion ocellaris (clown anemonefish)
Lineage: Eukaryota; Metazoa; Chordata; Actinopteri; Pomacentridae
Gene: mical3b
Product: microtubule associated monooxygenase, calponin and LIM domain containing 3b
Exons: 36
Coding region: 450-5234 (1594 amino acids)
Molecular function (GO): protein binding; FAD binding
Source: RefSeq, a predicted model, not a curated record